ACGGAGCAAGCGCUUUUGUAUCGGCAUUUCUGCAUUAGCGAGAAGAAACCCACGCGGCUGGGGGUCGGUGAGGACUUCUAUACCGACAGAGAAUGAAUCGCCCAAUGGCGAUGGUUGACCUGCGAGACUCGAGUUUCCUGCAGGACGUGGAGUCGCCGCUAACGGUUCCCAAGGUGACCCCCGAGUCGUCGGAGGGCACGGUGGUCAGCUCGGACGAGGAGGAGACUAACAACCACAGCCACGCCAGCAGCACAGGCCGACCGCCAAUGACGCCCAUGCGGACUGGUAAGGCAACCGCAGACGAGGUUUUCCUCAGAAAUAUGCUUGGGCUGCUGAACAAGCGCGGCUACAACGUGCGCGAUUCAGCACUGGAGACGUCCAUCACUUCAUCCUCCGCUAGCUUCACGCGCUCCAGUAGCAUCACCAGCACGGGCUCCACUAUCUCGUCCGUUUUGCUAGCGUUACGCGAGCCCAAUCACGGCCAGACGCCAUUCCACAUCGCCGUACGCAAGGGCGAUGUACAGAUACUGGACGCAUUACUCGAGCACGAGAGUAUCGACGAGCUACUGGACGCCCCCGACUUUAACGGCAACACAGCGCUGCACUUCGCCACAGGCAACUGGAGGCACCCCAUGUGCCUCACCAUCACUGAGAGGCUACUGGAAGCAGGCGCCAAUGUCAACGCACAGAACAAACGCGGCCUCACGCCGCUAGCCGUGCACAUGCUCACGCUCAAGAUCGACAACCCGACGCUCAUUGUGAAGCUGCUUGAAGCCGGAGCCGACCCGAACACAGAGGCCGAAGGUGUCGCUGUGUUGCAUCUCGCUGCGCGUCGCGAUCUACCCGUGAUUUCUGGAGUGUUGGUCGCCUUUGGAGCGUCGAUGUUGCAGCUGAACACGGACGGACUCAUGUGCUACGAAGUGGCGCCCAAUCGCGUCAAGCAGUUCAUGGUACGCAGCAUCAACAAGACGCCGGCUUAUCUGCCAAUGACACAACGCAGCACUUGCAUGCGAUGCAAGUCCCCGACGCUGAUUAACUCUAAAAAGGCGUUCGGCAACAUGAUGAAGAAGGUACUGGGCAUGCACAUGUGCGCCCACCAAUGCAACUGCUAUCACUGCGGGAUGCUCUUUUGCUCGCAGUGCUUAAAACCUUCAGCCGCUGUCAGUGCGAUCCCCUUCGUGCGGGACGACGACGACCCGGAUGACAAGAUCAAAACCUGCCGUUUGUGUGAAGCAGUUCUGCUGGAGCGCAAGAGGAAGCAGGCGACGCAACACGCCUUCGACAUGCACCUCAUGGGCUUCAACAGGACCGUAUAGACACUGACGGACUGCGCAUUUUUAAACGCAGACACUAUCACCGCAAAGGCGACAACAAAACUCGACGGAAGAGUGGAAAAAUUGUAAAGACAGAGGAGACCGCACCAAAGGGAGCGACUCGGCGGCCUUCUUCUCUAUCUUCCCGACUGCUGAGUCGCCCGGACCGAUAACUUAAUAUGAGCAGCGUGCAUUUUUGUUUUCCA
Molecule: messenger RNA, 1519 nt
Organism: Phytophthora nicotianae INRA-310
Lineage: Eukaryota; Oomycota; Peronosporomycetes; Peronosporales; Peronosporaceae
Exons: 1
Coding region: 93-1316 (407 amino acids)
Cellular component (GO): cytoplasm; nucleus
Molecular function (GO): protein binding
Source: RefSeq, a predicted model, not a curated record